This is a messenger RNA of Hemisphaericaspora subhashii, 4488 nucleotides long. RefSeq lists its product as uncharacterized. The transcript has a single exon. Gene Ontology annotation, molecular function: protein binding. NCBI's taxonomy places the organism in Eukaryota, Fungi, Ascomycota, Pichiomycetes, Serinales, Debaryomycetaceae. Bases 1 to 4488 code for a protein of 1495 amino acids. The record is from RefSeq and is a predicted model, not a curated record.
AUGGUACAUCGACUACUGGAUCCAAAUGAAUCCCCCACAUUUGGGAAUUCACUACUGUUACGUGUUGAUGGGGCAAUUGGUGCAAUGUCAGUUUCACCCAAUGGAAGAGAUUCAGUACUUGCUGGUAGGAGAGGAUUAUUUAUUAUAGAUCUAGACGAUCCAUUCACUCCUCCAAGAUGGCUUCAUCAUAUCACUUCUUGGGAAGUAGCUGACGUUCAAUGGUCUCCUCAUAAUUUUAUUAAACCGUCUUGGUGUAUAAGUACUUCCAACCAAAAGGGACUUCUUUGGGAUCUUAAUCGUCCAUCAAAUAAUGCAAUUGUAAAUAUCCUACAUGGUCAUACUAGAGCUAUAUCAGAUAUAAAUUUCCAUCCCUUUGAUCCGGAAGUAUUGGCUACAUGUUCAGUUGAUACGUUUAUCUAUUCAUGGGAUAUGAGAACUCCUCGAAAACCGGUAAGUCAAUGGGCUGAAUGGAGAGCAGGAGCAAUACAAGUAAAAUGGAAUCAUGAGAAUCCAUAUGAAAUUGCCCUGACUCAUGAUAAUUCGUUUUAUAUUUGGGAUACUAGAAAGGGGGCAUUGCCUGUAGUGAAAGUUGAUAAAGCCCAUGGUGGAAAAAUUAAUGGAUUAGAUUUUAAUCAAGGUAUGAAGAAUAUUAUUACUUGCUCAAAUGAUAAAACUAUCAAGACUUGGAAUUUAAUGAGUCUACAGGCUCAAGAAUAUAUAUCUAAUUUUAACUAUUUUGAUAAGAAGAAACAGGAGGAUAAUAAAUUACAACCUAGUGUAAUUAUCGAAACUGAUUUCCCAAUUGCAAGAGCAAGAUCGUUGCCAUUUGGCUCCGACAAGGCUUGUGGAAUAAUGCCUUUAAGAGGAGGAUCGGAUGCCAUUCAAAUUGUAAAUUAUGAUGCCGCAUAUCACGAUUACUUAUCAACUGGAGAAACCCAAACAAUUCAAGCUGAUCCCAUUUAUUCAUUCAAAGGACAUUCUGGCCCAGUUAAGGAUUUUUUAUGGAGAGUGAGACAUGAAAGUUAUGAAGAAUUUGACAGCAAGAAUAAAUGGAAGGAAUAUCAAUUGGUCACAUGGUCGGCCCUGGAUUGUGAUUUAAAAUUAUGGCAACAUGAUGAAAAUCUCUACAAAAAGGUGAAUUACGAUCCUACAUUUUAUAAAGUUUUCAGACAUGCCUCUGACUUAAACGACCUGGAUUCAGAAGGUACCUCAUCUAGACCACAUACUCCCAUAUCCCAUGAAAAGAAACCAAAAUAUAAGUAUGAAACUUAUUGUGUAGAACCUGCUGUUACGAUUGAUGAUUUGGUCAAAAAUAAUGGAGGCGAUUUAUUAUCUUCGUUGACUCUUUUGCAAAUAUCUGAGAAUCAUAAGCAUGCAGGUUAUGAAUUUACCCAGUUGAAUCAUUUAAAUUGGAUCUCAGGUGUCAGAAUGGGUCGUCCAGGAGGUGCUGCUGGAGCUCCUGGAAGUGUCUCUAGAGCAGGGGAUAGGAAACAGAGUACAACAUCUACAUAUGAUGAUGACGGUCCUUCGAAUUUAGGAGAAGAAGUGAGUAUUGUUGGGCAUAAAUUUCCAAAAAUUAGGUUUGAAAAGAUAUCUGUAUCUACUGGUGAGCUAGUCAUGAGUUUAAGAGGUCCGUUGCCUGUUUUGGAAGCCGCUCCAAUCGUCCAAGGUAUCGAUACAACUACCAAUAAUGGAGCCAAUAGACAUGACAGCAAUGCAUCUGUCAAAGCAAGUACUACCAAAAGCGAUGACUGGAAGCCUGAAGGGGACCAAACUAGUGUGAAGGACAAUGAAAGUACCAGAAAGACAGAACCACUGGUGGUAAGUCCUAGUGUUAUCCAUGAAGAAUCCUUGACAUCAGCAGAACAGAAAUUAGUAUUCAUUAGAAUUAAUAUGAAGUUCCCCAAAAAUUAUCCAUACCUUGAGGAAAUCGAUUAUUCUAAAACGAUGUCAUCCAAGAAACUAGCCAAGAUUCUGAAACAGAACCUCAUAAAAUUUAAUAUUGAAGAAACUCAUGAAAUAACCAAACAAAUACGUGAUCAAAUGCAGGAUAGAUUAAAUGAGAUUGCCCAAUUUUAUACCAAUAAAUAUCAACGGUUCUGUUUAGAGCCUUGCUUGAGAUCCCUUAUGGGAGAACAAGUAGAAUUAGACGAUGCAUUAAUAUUGAUGGAGACAAGAGGAAACAAAGAACUUGAUGAAGAAGUGGGAAAUGAAGACUGGGUAGACGAUUUAAUUAAUCAACAGCCUGAUUUACAUGGAUAUUCUUCCGGUGAAGAUGAAGGAGACUACAAUGAUUUAAUUCCGGCUAUGAUGAACGAUAGCAUAUUGGUAGAUAGAUCUGGUGCGUCGCAUAUAAUAACUGAACCUAAACUUGCAAACGCUUCAGUCAGUACGGUUACGAAAAUCGCACCUGGAGGAGCAAUGAACUUCGAUUCUACACCAUUGCCGAAAGGCUGUGGAGCGGUCUGGGCACCUUCUGGCCAAUUGGUUUGUUUCUUUAUUCCUAAAUCUGUCAACGAUAACAAAGACGAUUCUGAUCCAGAUGAAGAGGGGAAUGAAAGUGCACUUCAAAAAUUCAAUAUUUUUAAAUUUACCGAUAGUGGAUUUAGUCUUAAGACCCAUAACAUUCAACAACAACAUCACCAUCACAGCCUUAAACAAGAGUCACUAGAAUCAGCAUCCGACGAAGAGGAAAAUGAGGACGAUAUUAACAUGGAUUUGGAAAAUCCAGAGCUGGACCGUGAAUCUUUAACAUCAGGCUCAUCAGAUGAUAGCUUUACCAAUGAUUGGGAUGAGAUAUUGGAAGAUGAUGCUCCGGCAAGAUCAAGAAUCCCUGGACUUUUUAAAACUAGUAUAGGGUUAGGUAAUCGAUAUUCAGGGAGGAGCCAUACGAAAUCCUCAUUCAAGAAUCUUACCAGUCAUGGCGGAACCACGUCAAACUAUAAGUCUUCCAUACGAGGUGGUGGGGGAAAGAAGAAGAAACUGAGGGCUGAAUUUUCUAAAAAUAAGAAUAUUGUUGGAAUUUUUGAUUUUUCCCAUUUGUUACCGGAUAAGUAUCCAUUAGCUUGUGAAUAUCGAGUGCUUGGUGAUUCACCAGAAAGUCUUGCUAAUUAUAAUAGCAAAGUGGCUUUGAAGUAUGGGUUACAAGAAAUUAGUGAUAUUUGGAAGAUACUUGAAAUUAUACUUAUAAAAAAUGUUCCUCUGACUCCAUAUAGCCAUUUUAAUCCUAUGUUGUAUUAUGCUAAAGAUCCAGAUAAUCUCAUAUUACAUUCAGAUUCGGCUAAAAAGAUUUUCAAGAAUGAUAAACAUACUUUCUAUUGGGGGACUCACCCAUUUGGUCCAAUGUGGUUAAUUCAAUCAAUCUUCGACUAUUUUGAAAAGAAAAACAAUGUCCAGAUGUUAGCCAUGAUGUCGUGUAUAUUAUAUGAAAAUCCUAAAAGUAUCGAAGAGGAAAUUGACCCCUUAUUUAACGUUCCUAUUCACACCCCAUAUCAAGCCUUACCCCAGCCUCCUGUUUUAGCACCCAAUCGAAGUAAGCUACAUCAAGGGUUAUUCAAUACUAAUUUGCUCUUCGGUGGGAGUGGUCAUCCCAGUAUCCCUCAUCUGCAAGCAAUGAUCCACGACAAUUCAUCGUUGCUGAGCCUUCUUAUGAGAAAGGGAUCGCUGAUUUCGGGUGCGACAUGUGACAGAUCCUUCAAUUCAUCCCUUGAUGCGGCUAGCAUACGAAUUGGUUCCCCUGAUAAAGUAGCGUAUAUGAAGAAAAAUAUUGCAUUGGGAAUUACACCUAGUGGGCCCAGUAAUAAUUCGUAUUCAUCCUUAGGUGAGUCUUACAAUGAAACCUAUAGGUUCUCCACUCAGCAACAACAAUUACAAGAUACUAAACGAACCAAGCCUUCCACUCUUCUGCGAAGACCAAUUACUGCAAAGUCUAGUAAAGGAAAGGUUCGACCUCCCCCCAGUGUUAUGCUUGAAUUUGAAAAUAUUGAAGAAUUAGAUCUUUUUGAAAGUGUGUAUACCAGGUCAUUAUUGAGUGGUCAAGAUCCAUUGAAGAUUAAAUCAUACAGAGAACAGUAUGCAGAAUUGUUAUAUAAUUGGGGAUUACAUGUUAGCCGAGUCAAGAUUCUCAAAUUUAAUUUCCCGGAAGGAAAGGUUGCCACCAAUAACAACGAAGAAGAGGAUGAUUCUUCCCCAUUUGAUAUACAUAAAUGUAAAAUAGGAUUACGUAAGAGGAAACGUCAAUUGCCUUACCAAAACUUCCUUAAUGCUGUUAGUACUAUAGUUUCCCCAGACGGGCCAAACGCUUGGAAUACCAAUAAAAGGGCACAUAUGAAGUAUUGUACCUUGUGUAAUUUAGUGGUUACGAAGAAUUUCACGGUUUGUAUCGUAUGUGAGCAUGUGUUGCACACUGAUUGUGGUGUCGAAUGGUGGACUAAUGGAAAUGAAUGUCCAAGUGGUUGCGGAUGUAAGUGUUUAGAACAUACUAUAUAG